This is a messenger RNA of Cervus elaphus (red deer), 6023 nucleotides long. It is a transcript of the gene DHX36, whose product is annotated as DEAH-box helicase 36. Gene Ontology annotation, molecular function: ATP binding; DNA helicase activity; G-quadruplex RNA binding. Gene Ontology annotation, cellular component: nucleus; intracellular anatomical structure; cytoplasm. The record is from RefSeq and is a predicted model, not a curated record. Lineage: Eukaryota; Metazoa; Chordata; Mammalia; Artiodactyla; Cervidae. Bases 69 to 3113 code for a protein of 1014 amino acids. The transcript has 25 exons.
CCGGUUUCCGGCCCCGGUCGCCAUUUCUAGCGGUUGCAGGUACUCACGAGUUGAGGUCUGCUGGGACAAUGAGCUAUGACUACCAUCAGAACUGGGGCCGCGAUGGUGGCCCCCGCAGCUCCGGCGGGGGUUACGGAGGAAGCUAUGGAGGCAACCAUGGAGGAGGCCAUGGGGGGAGCCGAGGCUCUGGAGGUGGUGGCGGCGGCGGCGGCGGCGGAGGGGGUGGUCGAGGCGGCCGAGGCCGACAUCCCGGGCACCUGAAAGGCCGCGAAAUCGGCUUAUGGUACGCGAAGAAACAAGGCCAGAAGAACAAGGAAGCAGAGAGGCAGGAGAGAGCUGUAGUGCACAUGGACGAACGACGAGAAGAGCAAAUCGUUCAGCUGCUGCAUUCUGUGCAAGCGAAGAAUGAUAGAGACGAAGAAGCGCAGAUAUCCUGGUUUGCUCCCGAAGAUCACGGAUACGGUACUGAAGCUCCUGCUGAAAACAAACCAAAUUCAGUAAAGAAAGUUGAGCAUCAGGAAAAAAAAAAGAUAAAUCAAGAAAAGAGGCCAUUUAGAAUCAGGGACAAAUACAUUGACCGUGAUUCUGAAUAUCUCUUUCAAGAAAAUGAACCAGAUGCAAUUCUAGACCAACAAUUAUUGGAAGAUUUACAAAAGAAAAAAACUGACCUUCGGUAUAUUGAAAUGCAGCACUUCAGGGAAAAGCUGCCGUCGUAUGGAAUGCAAAAGGAAUUGGUAAAUAUGAUUGAUAAUCAUCAGGUAACAGUGAUAAGUGGUGAAACCGGUUGUGGAAAAACCACUCAAGUUACUCAGUUCAUUUUGGAUAACUACAUUGAAAGAGGAAAAGGAUCUGCUUGUAGGAUAGUUUGUACUCAGCCAAGAAGAAUUAGUGCCAUUUCAGUUGCAGAGAGAGUGGCUGCAGAAAGGGCAGAAUCUUGUGGCAAUGGUAAUAGUACUGGAUACCAAAUUCGGCUCCAGAGUCGGUUGCCAAGGAAACAAGGUUCUAUCUUAUAUUGUACAACAGGAAUCAUCCUUCAGUGGCUUCAGUCAGACCCCCAUCUGUCCAGUGUUAGCCAUAUUGUGCUUGAUGAAAUCCAUGAGAGAAAUCUACAGUCAGAUGUUUUAAUGACUGUUGUUAAAGAUCUUCUCAGUUUUCGAUCUGACCUGAAAGUAGUAUUGAUGAGUGCAACAUUGAAUGCUGAGAAAUUUUCUGAAUAUUUUGGUAACUGUCCAAUGAUACAUAUACCUGGCUUUACUUUUCCGGUUGUGGAGUAUCUUUUGGAAGAUAUAAUUGAAAAAAUAAGAUAUGUUCCAGAACAAAAAGAACACAGAUCCCAGUUUAAGAAAGGUUUCAUGCAAGGGCAUGUGAAUAGACAAGAAAAAGAAGAAAAAGAAGCGAUCUAUAAAGAACGCUGGCCAGGUUAUCUAAGGGAAUUGAGACAAAGGUAUUCUGCAAGCACUGUAGAUGUUGUAGAAAUGAUGGAUGAUGAAAAAGUUGAUCUGAAUUUGAUUGCUGCCCUUAUUCGAUACAUUGUUUUGGAAGAAGAGGAUGGUGCAAUAUUGGUCUUUCUACCAGGCUGGGACAACAUCAGCACGUUACAUGAUCUCUUGAUGUCACAAGUGAUGUUUAAAUCAGACAAGUUUAUUAUUAUACCUUUACAUUCUCUGAUGCCUACAGUUAACCAGACACAGGUGUUUAAGAGAACUCCUCCUGGUGUUCGGAAAAUAGUUAUCGCUACCAACAUUGCAGAGACUAGCAUCACCAUUGAUGAUGUAGUGUAUGUAAUAGAUGGAGGGAAAAUAAAGGAGACGCACUUUGACACACAGAACAACAUCAGCACGAUGUCUGCUGAGUGGGUGAGCAAAGCCAACGCCAAGCAGAGGAAAGGCCGAGCUGGAAGAGUUCAACCUGGUCAUUGCUAUCAUCUAUAUAACGGUCUUAGAGCAAGCCUUCUAGAUGACUAUCAACUGCCAGAAAUUUUAAGAACGCCUUUGGAAGAACUUUGUUUACAGAUAAAGAUUUUAAGACUAGGUGGAAUUGCUUACUUUCUUAGUAGGCUAAUGGAUCCACCAUCGAAUGAAGCAGUGUUACUCUCCAUAAAACACCUGAUGGAACUGAAUGCUUUGGAUAAACAAGAAGAAUUGACACCUCUUGGAGUUCACUUGGCACGAUUACCAGUUGAGCCACACAUUGGGAAAAUGAUUCUUUUUGGAGCUCUGUUCUGUUGCUUAGACCCGGUACUCACCAUUGCUGCUAGUCUCAGCUUCAAAGAUCCCUUUGUGAUUCCACUGGGAAAAGAAAAGGUCGCAGAUGCAAGAAGAAAGGAAUUGGCAAAGGAUACUAAAAGUGACCACCUGACUGUCGUGAAUGCAUUUAAGGGAUGGGAAAAAGCUAAACAACGUGGUUUCAGAUAUGAAAAAGACUAUUGCUGGGAAUAUUUUCUAUCUUCAAACACAUUGCAGAUGCUGCAUAGCAUGAAAGGGCAGUUUGCUGAGCAUCUUCUUGGAGCUGGAUUUGUAAGCAGUAGAAAUCCUCAAGAUCCAGAGUCUAAUAUAAAUUCAGAUAAUGAGAAGAUAAUUAAAGCUGUCAUCUGUGCUGGUUUAUAUCCCAAAGUUGCUAAAAUCCGACUAAAUUUGGGUAAAAAAAGAAAAAUGGUGAAAGUUUACACAAAAACUGAUGGAGUAGUUGCUAUUCAUCCUAAAUCUGUUAAUGUGGAGCAAACAGAGUUUCACUACAACUGGCUUAUCUAUCACCUGAAGAUGAGGACAAGUAGUAUAUACUUGUAUGACUGCACAGAAGUUUCCCCAUACUGUCUCUUGUUCUUUGGAGGUGAUAUAUCCAUCCAGAAAGAUAAUGAUCAGGAAACUAUUGCUGUAGAUGAGUGGAUAAUCUUUCAGUCUCCAGCAAGAAUUGCCCACCUUGUUAAGGAAUUAAGAAAGGAACUAGAUAUCCUUCUGCAAGAGAAGAUUGAAAGUCCCCAUCCCGUAGACUGGAAGGACACUAAGUCGAGAGACUGUGCUGUGCUCUCGGCCAUUAUAGACUUGAUCAAAACACAGGAGACAGCAGCUCCCAGGAGCCUGCCGCCACGCUUCCAGGACGGGUCUCGCAGCUGACCGGCGUUCUCUGUGCCCGGAGAGGCCACUUUACCCCUGUCUUCCAUCACGGUUUAACUCCGGGCCAGAUGCCAAACCCCAGGAUAUGAAUAAUUCUAAUGUGUAAGGUAGAAACCUUCAGUAGGUAGUAAAGACUUAAUGUGCAUGAAUUAACGGUUGUCUGUAGCUACUAUAAAUACACCAUAAAAAGCAGGAAGUUCUCUGAUCAUACACUCUUACUGUGGUCAUGCCCACAUUUUGAGAAUAUUCCUCUUACGUACUUUGAAUGUUGUGCCACUUGAGAAAGUCCUUUGCUAUGAAAUAUUAAUCUUUCUGCCCAUAAUGACCAAGGAUAGAAUCAGUAAAACUAGAAUGAUUAGCUAAAAAGCAGUGUCAAAUAAGAAUUUCGGCACAUCCACAUUUUUUCUAAUGAAACUUCUGUCAGAAGUAAAUUAAUUUGUUGUAAUAAAGUCCAGUAUUUAAUAAAAUGUACAGUGUGUAAAUCUCAGCUAGCUUUUUGGCUUGGUUUCUGCAUCUCCACCUGUCCCUUGGGUGUUUUUUUUUAAUCUUUUCAGAAUAUAUUUGUAUCCUUGUUAUAUCACCCUGUGCAUCUUAAUGCAGUAGUAGAGAGCCUGGGUCUAGAGCCUGGCCACCUAAGUUCAGAUUUUAGCACUGUCACUUACCCAAGAUCUUAGGCAGAUUACGUGGCGUCUCUCUGUUCCCGUUUUCUUUCUCUGUAGAAUACAGGUAACAGCUGUGAGAAUUACAUAACUUGUUAUAUAUAAAGUGCAUGGCCUAGUGUCUGGUGUGUGUUGGGUACUCAGCAGAUGGUAGUAGUUACUUGUCCAUGAAAUACUGUUAAUACUGACCCGUUAGGCUACACUUUUCUCCUCAUGCUCUGAGUGCUCUUUUAUACUCUGAGCCAGUGGCGGCUAGUCUGACCUGUACUGUGCAGCCCUGUCGGAUUUAGACAAACACUGUUGCCUGUCAAACAGCCUUUUUGUCCUUCACUUCCUGUUUGCUUGUCAUGUGUCCCCUCCUCUGUGCAGCCUUGUUCCCAGGGAUGUUGGACCCUCUUGCCCAAGGGUGAAUCAUGCUUGGUCUAAGCCAAUCACGCAUGGCCUUACUCUCCUUAUAAGUAACUCUUCAGGCAUGAAUAUAUGGACCUGUCGUGUCUGAUGUCAGCUGAGAAGAGGUCUGCACCGGGGGCAUCUGAGAAAGAUCUUCCUCACUGGUACUUCGAGGAGGAAAUUCUGCACUGCUCCUCUGGACAUUGUCUUGUCUGUAUUUGGCACUUAGAACCGCUGUAGCCAUCUCAGAAUCACUAGGUUGGCUCAGCAGGCAGGUGGAAAUCAGCCGAGUCCUUGGUAACACUAGUGAGCUGUUGAAUUAUGGCUCUGCAGCUUCCCUGCACAUGGACUUACUCUGAUAACAAUAAGCCCUUUAUUGUUUUAGUUAGCCUCUUUUAGAAGUCUUUUGCAUAACUUGGCAGAACGCGUGUUAACUGCAACACCUAACUGUCCAUCAUUGAGUGUUGUUUGCUGAGGCUUCUAUCUCUAUCAUUUAUUUUGUGAUCUAACAGGUUGACCUUUAUAUCUGAGAAAAGAUGUAAAAGUUGUAGUAUUGGAAAUACUGUAAAAAGACAAACCUUGGAAGAACAGCCUUGGUAUACCAUGAAAACUACAAAUUUUCUUGUGUCUUCCAAAGAAGCCAGGGGAAAAGGAGUAUCAUAUGAUGACUGUGAUGAUCUUAACCGCACUGCUUCAGGUAGUGCCCCCAUCUCUGGGAAUGUAUGUCAACCUAUCAUUUCCUCCUAGGGUCCUGAAUAUUUUUUUUGUGCGUUCUAAGUCCAUUCUCUUGGCUAGUCUCCCAAAAGUGAUUUGUCUGUCACUGAAUUCUUAUUCUGCGUCAUAUUGUGGCAUGUUAGUUUUGGCCCUAAACUCAAGGUGAUAAUUAGGUACUAUAUGUUCUAUAAAAAUGUUGUUUUCAUGUUUGUGCUUUUUUUUUUUUUUUGGCUUGCUUGCUUUUACUAUACAGUUUAAAUUCAGUUAUUUGACCAAAAUUGUCUUUGCAGAAAGCAGUUAAAACAGAUUACUUGUUAAUUAGUUCUGUGUUCACAGACCAAUAUUUACUCUCCACAAAUGGGAAAGAUGUUCCUGAAGGAUUGUUUAACAGAUGAGCUAUUUAGAGAGAUCAAAGGACUUAAUUAUCACCUCUAAUUUAUGUCCUCUCUAUAGCCAAUAAAGAUGGAAAUUUUAACUGACGGUGCUAUUUAUGUUUUUUGUUUACAAAAUGGGUUGUUACUUAGUGACAAAUGUAUUCCAGGUCUUAGCACUAUCUGUUAUUUGGUAGUUUUAAAGAAUAAGACAUUAAGAAGAAAAAUCUAUUUGGCUUCCAUUCUGAUACCAAGGAUAACUCUUGGAAAAAAUAACUCUGAAACAGAAACUUAUGAGGGGAAAAAAAAGGCACUGAAUAACCUUUAAAAAAAAAAAGUCUUUGAAAAGUGAAUCUAUAUAACACCUUCUUAAUCAUUAACUUGGGCAAAAGCUCUAGAUGCAUUUAUACCAAUUAUUGCAAGUGAUUUUCUCUUAUUCAUUUUUAAAACAAAGUCCACCCUACAAGUUUGAAUAAUAAGAGAGUUGUAGGAGGAAUUUAUUUUAUGUACUCUAUUGCUCAAAGUAAAUGGUAAUCCUUCUGCUCUUGAGCUCUGAGUUUAUGUAUAUUUAAGUAAUUGUGAUCAUAUAGUAUAAUCAUAUUUAUAAUAUACUAAUUGUUUUUACAUGGCGUUUUUAUUCCGAUUUUAAAAAUAUUCAUUGUAGAAUAUUUGAAAAUUCAACAUAUAAAAUAUGUUACUACUGUUACAUACUUUUUUAAUAAGUUUGAAGAUAUUAUUUUAUGUAUAAUAAAGUUACCCAAGUAUAAUUCUGUUAA